Lotus japonicus is the source of this 3026-nucleotide messenger RNA. Its product is annotated as oxysterol-binding protein-related protein 1C-like. The record is from RefSeq and is a predicted model, not a curated record. Gene Ontology annotation, cellular component: membrane; cytosol; intracellular membrane-bounded organelle. Bases 227 to 2518 code for a protein of 763 amino acids. The transcript has 10 exons. Gene Ontology annotation, molecular function: sterol binding. NCBI's taxonomy places the organism in Eukaryota, Viridiplantae, Streptophyta, Magnoliopsida, Fabales, Fabaceae.
AUAAAUGAUAUAAUUAUAUUAAAAAUAUAAAAAAUGAAAUAGGGCGAUUUUUACUACGAGCCACCCUUGCAUGGUUUGGCCGUUAAGAACGCUCCCCCGGUCAAAGAAAAUAUUGGUGUUGGCAAUGCUAUCCUAUGCUUAAUGCUCAUUCAAUUCAUUCUCUAUUCUCAUCAUUAUCAUUAUCAUCAUCAUCAUAAUCCAAAUCCAAAUCCAAUCCAUCACAUCCAUGCAUUCCUUUCGCAGCAGCAACAGCAAGAUCAGCAACAAUGAAUCCACGGCUGUGGUACAACGUUCCCUCUCAAACUGCAGCCGCCCCUCCUCCUCCACCCGCCGUGUUGUACAACGCUCCGCCUCCGCCUCCGCCAGGUUCACUCGCCAGAACACUGAGGUCAUGCUCAAUGACAUCGUAGGAAAUGGGAUCUCCGGCAUCCUCUACAAAUGGGUCAACUACGGCCGUGGAUGGCGCCCCCGCUGGUUCGUCCUCCAUGACGGUGUCCUCUCUUAUUAUAAGAUCCAUGGCCCUGAUAAGCUCGUCCUCAACCGCGACGUCGAGUCGCUGUCGAAAGUCAUCGGUGAAGAGUCCCUCCGCCGCAUCUCCAGCCACCGCCAUUCUCCCUCCCGCAACCGCCGCAAACCUGUCAGCGAAAUCCACCUCAUGGUGUGUUCGGUACGAGAGAACAAGUCAGAUGAGAGGAGGUUUUCAAUAUGCACCGGAACCAAGAAGAGGCUGCAUUUGAGAGCAGAAAGCAGAGAAGACAGAGCAACAUGGAUGGAGGCAAUGGUGGCAGUGAAGAACAUGUACCCUCGACUUCCCAGCACAGAGGUCAUGUCCCCCACCAUGUCCACGGUGGUUUCCACCGACAAGUUGAGGCAGCGCCUCUUGCAGGAGGGUGUGAGUGAAGCUGCUAUUCGUGAAAGUGAAGACAUCAUGAGGUCUGAAUUCUCUGAGUUGCAAAAGCAUGUUGUGGCUCUCAAAUACAAGCAGUCUCUACUUAUUGACACACUGCGACAUCUAGAGGUGCUUCAUUCUACGGAGAAGGUUGACUUGGAGAACACACUUGUUGAAGAUCAAAGGCAUUCAAGGGAUGAAGGGGAUCCCUAUCUAUCAACUCAUGAAAAGUACAGUGAUGGAAGUGGCAGUGAUUACUCUGAUGAGCAGGACAGGCAUGAUCCCUCUGAUGAUGACCGCGAUGCAUUCUUUGACACACUUGAAAUUUUCUCAACAAGUUCAGUUAGAAGUAAUGGAUCAGACCAAUGUGAAGAGAAAAGUUCAACUGGAAAACAUGACCCAAUGUCGCCCAUAGGAUCUGUUGGAUUCAACUAUCCUUACAUCCAGCGAAGAAUGAAGUUGCCUGAUCCGGCUGAGAAAGAGAGUGCAGUCAGUCUAUGGUCAAUAAUCAAAGAUAAUAUUGGGAAGGAUCUUACAAAAGUUUGUCUCCCAGUUUACUUCAAUGAACCCCUCUCCUCAUUGCAGAAAUGUUUUGAAGAUCUAGAGUACUCUUACCUCCUAGACCAAGCAUGUGAAUGGGGUAAAAUGGGUGACAGUUUGAUGAGGAUGCUACAUGUGGCUGCAUUUGCAGUUUCAGGGUAUGCCUGCACUAGUGGUAGAAGUUGCAAACCAUUUAAUCCACUGUUGGGUGAGACAUAUGAGGCAGAUUGUCCAGACAAAGGCCUUCAAUUUAUCUCUGAGAAGGUCAGUCAUCACCCCAUGAUUGUUGCAUGUCAUUGUGAGGGCCGUGGCUGGAAAUUUUGGGGUGACAGCAAUUUAAAGAGCAAAUUUUGGGGUCGAUCGAUUCAGGUUGAUCCUGUUGGAGUAUUGACUUUGGAAUUUGAUGAUGGGGAAGUGUUCCAUUGGAGCAAGGUAACCACAUCCAUUUACAACCUCAUUUUAGGAAAACUCUACUGUGACCAUUAUGGUACAAUGAGAGUAGAGGGGAACCGUGAGUAUACAUGUAAGAUCAAAUUCAAGGAGCAAUCCAUCAUUGAUAGAAACCCCCACCAGGUUCAUGGCAUAGUAGAAGAUAAGAAAGGUAAAACGGUGGCAACUAUAUUUGGAAAGUGGGAUGAGAGUUUGCAUUACGUAAUUGGAGGGCAUUCAGGGAAAGGAUCCAAUGUGUCAGCAAAACCACAACUUUUGUGGAAGAGGAGCCCUGUACCAGAGUACCAGACAAGGUACAACCUCACACAGUUUGCUACUACACUGAAUGAAAUCACACCUGGACUAAAGGAGAAGCUGCCACCAACAGAUUCCAGGCUGAGGCCUGAUCAAAGAUGUUUGGAGAAUGGAGAAUAUGAAAUGGCCAAUUCUGAGAAGUUGCGGUUGGAACAAAGACAGCGGCAGGCACGGAAGAUGCAAGAGAAGGGUUGGCAACCAAGGUGGUUUGCUAAGGAAAAAGGCAGCAACACUUACCGCUAUGUUGGUGGAUACUGGGAGGCAAGGGAAAAGGGGAGCUGGGAAUCUUGUCCUGACAUUUUUGGCCAAUUCUCAGCUGAUCCUGAUUCGACCCCAACUCCAUAAAUUAUUAAGUGCAUGUUUGGAAACUCUUCUACAUUUGAAGCAAGAGUCUCAAUUCUGGAGAGAAGUUUAUGGGAGUAACUUCUAGGUUUCAGAACUCGUCGUGAAAGAGAAGCUGAUUCAAACAUGUUAUAACUCUUUUCACUGAGAUCCCGACCUAGUCCCCUCCCCACCAAUACAUCCCCUUGAUCGUAUAUUCACAGCCAUAUUUAUGGUCAUUACUUCGUCGAGCAUAUAAAAGCCUUUUGUGUACUAUGUAUGCGUAUAUAGAAUAGAGUGGUUGUUUUCAAGAAAGUAACUUCCACCACAACUACUUUUCUUGCUGUAAGAUACUCAUUUCAAAGACCCCAUUUCAAACUCUAGGGUUUUGGGGUGGAGUUGAACUUUGAAUGGAAGUCAUAGUUGGUACACAACCAAUACUGAACUAGUCAUUCAAACUUUACAUUACAUUCUUAAUGUGUAAAAGGAAAACCCACUACAUAAACAUGCACUUGUUUAUGUUUAUUCUAAA